Eurytemora carolleeae is the source of this 916-nucleotide messenger RNA. RefSeq lists its product as uncharacterized. Bases 234 to 758 code for a protein of 174 amino acids. The transcript has 9 exons. The record is from RefSeq and is a predicted model, not a curated record. Lineage: Eukaryota; Metazoa; Arthropoda; Copepoda; Calanoida; Temoridae.
UAAUAAUAAUUGGAUUUUCAGAAAAUAUGACUUGUAUUAUGUUAAUGAAGAUUAUGCUGCAAAGAAACUCAAAUCGGAAUUAAAAGGUGAAAUAUGAGAUCUUAGAUUUGAAAACUGUGCACAAAGAGUAAUUGUGUAAGAAAUUUUAAACUGGUGGAGGCUACUGUUUGGGAUCAGAAUCAAGAUUAAGAAUAAGGAGCUGUGAGGUUCCAACCUGUUCCAAUCAAUACACUAUGAAGACUAUUAAACACACCGUGUCCUCACUAUUCAGCAGUUCAAGGAGAAGUAGCAGUGGAAGUGACAAAGAUGAUGAAGUAAAACAAAACGGAAAGAAUGGAACUGGGAAGGGAAAAGGAGAUAGAAGCUGUAUUCCAAAGAUAAAUUAUCAGCGAAGGUUCUCAGUGCCUAAUGCAGAGGAUACAGAGUCUAAGAGCUCUAGCCCUGUGGUAGAGCAGUACCAGUAUCCAAUCUACCAAUGGCCAAGCUUCAGAAAACAAAAGAGCCAAAGACGACAUUCUGUGGCAGUGUCAGCCGGAGGACAGAUGGACCUCCUUCACCCGUCGAGGACACGACAGCGAAGAAGUCCCCUGGGACAACUGGAGGAGGAGGAGAGAAGGCCUAGUCUAGCAGACCUACAGGCUGAAGACCGGGAGAGACGACCUAGUCUAAUAAUGUAUCAAAGCGAGGAUACAGAGCACCCUGAUGUUGUGGCUCUUCAGAAACUUGUAGAUAGGUUACACUUCUCAGAACAGACGUAGUGAUCACACUUCUCAGAACAGACGUAGUGAUUACACUUCUCAGAACAGACGUAGUGAUUACACUUCUCAGAACAGUCGUAGUGAUUACACUUCUCAGAACAGACGUAGUGAUUACACUUCUCAGAACAGAUGUAGUACUUGAUUUACUUCUCAGAACA